AGUUUUUAGGGGCAGAGAGUGAAAAAGUAGCGCCACAAAACAAGUGAAUUGAAAACCGAAAGAAUGAAUAAUCCGCGGGCCAAAACAUUUCAAAGUCAAAUUCCCGCCACAACACUCUACAAAAACACACUCUCACGCCUCUUUCUCUUCAACCUAAUUUUCACUUUCCCUCUCGAACCCUAAUUUCUCACUUCACAAUCUCCAAAUGGCGAAAUCCGUUUCCCCAAACGCCAUCUCCACCCUGCUCUCAAAUCCAUCUCCUGAUUCUUCAUCAGAUCUCCCUGACAUCGUUGUUCAAGUUCUUGAUCUCAAAAGUUCCGGCAACAGAUACUCGUUUUCUGCCAGUGAUGGAAAAAAGAAACUAAAAGGGAUUAUUCCUUCAAAUCAGUACUCAGAAGUUCUAUCUGGGAAGAUUCAGAACCUUGGUUUAAUUCGAAUCCUUGAUUACACUCUCAACGUUAUUCCCAACAAAUCCGAGAAGUAUCUUAUGUUGAUCAAGUGUGAACCAGUUUCUCCUGCUCUUGAAACGGAGAUCAAGAGUGAACAAUCUGGCAUCACCUUGAAGCCGAAGGAAGAUGAUGUAGUCAAGCGUGAAGGUUCUACUGCUGGGAUUGUUUUGAAGCCGAAGCUGGACAUGGUUUCAAAAUCUGCUGCUCAGAUCUUGCACGAGCAACAUGCAAAUUCUGCUCCUGCGAGAUUGGCCAUGACCCGUAGAGUGCGUCCUCUUGUUUCACUGAAUCCUUAUAUGGGUGGUUGGACAAUUAAGGUCAGUGUCACAAGCAAAGGAACUAUGCGUACCUAUAAGAAUGCUAGAGGAGAAGGUUGUGUAUUCAAUGUUGAACUGACUGAUGAAGAUGGUACUCAGAUUCAAGCAACUAUGUUUAAUGAUGCUGCAAGGAAGUUUUAUGACAAAUUUGCUAUGGGAAAGGUGUAUUACAUUUCAAAGGGAUCUUUGAAAGUUGCUAACAAAAAUUUCAAAACUGUGGUAAACGAUUAUGAAAUGACAUUGAAUGAGAAUUCUGAGGUGGAAGAGGUUGCCAAUGAAGCUGCUUUUGUUCCAGAGACUAAAUUCAAUUUUGUCCCAAUUGAUCAGUUGGGUCCUUAUGUGAAUAAGUCUGAGCUUGUUGAUUUAGUUGGAGUUGUUAAGAAUGUGUCUUCAACCAUGAGCAUCCGUAGAAAGAGCAACAAUGAGACUGUUCCAAAGCGUGACAUUACUAUUGCCGAUGAAACCAAGAAGACAGUUGUUGUGUCUUUGUGGGGUGAUCUUGCAACUAACAUAGGACAAGAGUUACUUGACAUGGCUGAUAAAUCUCCAGUAGUUGCAAUCAAAUCCCUCAAGGUUGGGGAUUUUCAAGGUAUUUCUUUGUCAGCUAUAAGCAGAAGUUUAGUUCUGGUCAAUCCAGAAGUACCUGAAGCUCAGAAGCUCAGAUGCUGGUAUGAUUCUGAAGGUAAGGAUGCUGCAAUGGCUGCUAUAAGCUCUGGUUCAAUUUCAUCAUCUAACAGUGGAAGUAGAUCAGUUUACUCUGACCGUGUUCCACUCUCUUACAUAACCUCUAACCUCUCCUUGGGGGCUGAGAAGCCUGCAUUCUUUAGCAUCAGAGGGAAUAUCAGUUUCAUAAAGGCAGACCAGGCAAUGUGGUAUCGUGCCUGUAAGACUUGUAACAAGAAAGUUACUGAAGACAUGGAUGCUGGGUACUGGUGUGAAAGUUGCCAGAAAAAUGAUGCAGAGUGCAACUUCAGAUAUAUUAUGGUUGCAAAAGUUUCUGAUGCAAGUGGUGAGGCUUUCGUUUCUACCUUCAAUGAGGAAGCUGAGAAGAUCAUUGGGUGCCCUGCUGAGGAGCUAGACAACCUUAAAUCACAGGAUGGAGAAGAGAAUCCUUAUGACAUGAAAUUGAAGAAAGCUACAUGGAUUCCACACCUCUUGCGGGUCAGUGUUUCUCAGAAUGAGUAUAAUGGUGAGAAGAGGCAAAGGAUAACAGCACGGGCCGUUGUUCCUAUUGACUUUGCUGCUGAGUCUAAAUUCCUCCUUGAAGACAUAUCAAAGAUGGUAGCCUCUCAUUAAGAUGGAAAUGCUGGUUUGAUGUUUUCUAGAUCUUUUAGUUCACUGCUCUUCAAGUAGAUGUUGCUGCUUGUAAUUAUUAAUCCUCGGGUGGUUUAUUACAUAUUUUGUCUGACUCAAGAAACAUCAACGGAAAUUUCUUGCCUUUGGUUACAUUUAAAGUUAAUUAUUAUUUGUUACUGCAA
Messenger RNA from Medicago truncatula (barrel medic), 2244 nucleotides. Its product is annotated as replication protein A 70 kDa DNA-binding subunit B. Gene Ontology annotation, biological process: DNA repair; DNA recombination; DNA replication. Gene Ontology annotation, molecular function: DNA binding. Bases 206 to 2062 code for a protein of 618 amino acids. NCBI's taxonomy places the organism in Eukaryota, Viridiplantae, Streptophyta, Magnoliopsida, Fabales, Fabaceae. The record is from RefSeq and is a predicted model, not a curated record. The transcript has 12 exons. Gene Ontology annotation, cellular component: nucleus.